AUGCCGGUUGCACAAAGUGGUCAACAAGCCAUGCCGGUUAUACAGAACGUUCAACAGACUGUGCCUUUGGUUCCCGAGCCUCCAAAGGUGGUCCCUACCUUCACACAAGCUAAUAUCCAUACUCGGGUGCAGCCUUAUCUUAAUGAGCCUGUUUAUGAAAUUCUGGAUGAUAAUGAUGAAGGUUACCAGCCGCGUGAUAGGCUCCGCGAGGAGGUUGUUACUAUUGAUAAAAGAUUAAGAAAGAUGGAAGGAGACCAGAUCUUUGGUGCUGCUGCUAGAGACAUCUGUUUGGUUUCCGGUUUAGUUAUUCCGCCAAAGUUCAAGACUCCGAACUUUGACUGCUAUGAAGGGACUACAUGUCCGAAAAGCCAUUUGAUAAUGUACUACCGUAGGAUGGCUGCCCAUGUGGAAAAUGACAAGUUGAUGAUCCACUGUUUUCAAGACAGUCUGAAAGGUGCCUCGUCGAAGUGGUAUUUAACAUUGGACCAAUCUCGCAUCAAGUCUUUUCAAGAUUUGUCUGACGCUUUCAUUAAGCACUAUAAGUACAACAUGGACUUGGCUCCUGACAGGAGACAACUUUUGAGUAUGACGCAGAAAAAUUCUGAAACCUUUAAGGAAUACGCCCAGCGGUGGAGGGAAAUUGCUUCCCAGGUUGAACCUCCAUUGACUGAUAAAGAAUUACCUGACUGGUUUGUUGACACCGUUCGUCCUGAGUUCUAUGAAAGGAUGGUGGGUAGUGUAACCACGAAUUUCGCUGAUAUUGUUGCUGUUGGAGUAAAGGUUGAAUUAGCUAUGAAGAGUGGAAAGAUGUCCAGUGGGUCUAGCAGUACAAGUUCGAAGGACCAAGCUAAGAAGACUUCCGUCAAUCCUCAGAGAAAGAAGGAAGGAGAGACUCAUGCUGUGUCUUCAGAUAGGAGAAGGAAUAGGCAGUAUCAAUAUCCGCCACAUUAUGCCCAACCACAGGGAUACCCGGUUCAGUAUGCACCACCGCCAUACGUGGCUGCUGUUGCACCAUCUUUUAACCAACAAGCUCCACAAGCGCCCGUUUAUCAGCCCAUGCAACAGGUUCCUGGUUAUCCGCCUCCGGUUUUUCCUCCUCCGAAUUAUCAGCAAGCAUCCAACGCUCAGGCGAGUCAACAACCGAGGAACCAGGCACCUCGCCAGAAUGCUCCAAGGAGACUAUACAAGACUUGUCCACCGAUUCCGAUGACGUUCACCGAGUUGUAUCCUUACUUAGUGCAACGCGGUUUGGUCACUACUCGAGCUUUGGGACCGCCUCCGAAUCCUUUGCCAGCCAACUACAACGCCGCCGCUCAUUGUUUAUUUCAUGAGGGUGCGCCAGGUCACGACUUGGAGAACUGUUAUGCUUUGAAAAACCUUGUGAGGGAUCUGAUGGAAAAGAAGAUUCUGUCAUUCAACGAUCCGCCGCCCAAUGUCAAAAGUAACCCUUUGCCUGACCAUGGGGCUGUUAAUGCCAUUGAUGCUUCGUCUGAAGAGAAUUCUAUCCUUGAUGUAGCUCAGAUUAAGACUCCGCUCAAGGCAUUCCAUUCAAAGCUGUUUAAAGCAGGCCUAGUAUCUGUUUCCCAUAUCGGUUGUACGAGCUGUAAGGGAUGUGAUAAGGGUUGUGUUAUGGUUCGGAAAGACGUUCAGAGAUUGAUUGAUGAUGGUUUUUUGCUAGUUAACCAGGUGAAAGAAGUAGCCGCAAUUGAGCCUACCUUCAACUUGCCAGAAUCAAGGGGUAGGAUACCAGUGUUUAAUUUUCCAGCACCAAAUUCUGUCAUGCUAGUGUUCAGUAUACCGACUCCUGUUACUCCAACAGUGGACCAGCCUAAACCGUUGAUUAUCCAAAAACCGAGUCCAUUUCCAUUCAGUGAUCCCAAAGCAGUACCUUGGAAGUAUGAUGUAACCGCGAUUGACAAAGAAUUUGGGAAGGUCAUUCCAAGAGAAGAAGUGAAGGUUGAUGGUGAAAGUGUGACUAACAUAGCUGGGGAAAGCAGGAUGACUCGCAGUGGUCGCGUGUACACACCCCGUUUUGAUGAGGCUCCACCUAGAGAGACAACUACUAACACUGCUGUGCCUGCCAGAGAUAAAAAUAAAGAGGUUGUUACUAAUGAUGCAGAUGCUGAAUUCUUAAGGAUCAUCAGGAAGAGUGAUUACAAAGUUGUUGAUCAGCUUCAUCAGACCCCUUCGAAGAUCUCUAUCCUGUCUCUGUUAUUGAAUUCACCCGCUCAUAGGGCUGCUUUGCAGAAAGUAUUGACGCAAGCUCAUGUCGCUUAA
This is a messenger RNA of Lathyrus oleraceus (garden pea), 2277 nucleotides long. RefSeq lists its product as uncharacterized. Bases 1 to 2277 code for a protein of 758 amino acids. The transcript has a single exon. Lineage: Eukaryota; Viridiplantae; Streptophyta; Magnoliopsida; Fabales; Fabaceae. The record is from RefSeq and is a predicted model, not a curated record.